AAAAAACCUUUAUUGUCAAUAAAGAUUGUCAAUGUCAAUAUUGAUGUGUCUGUCUUUUGUCCGCAAUUAACAGAAAACAGAUGUCAAUCAAGCUGAAAGUUUUGAGGAACCUUUAUCUUAGACCAGACAAUAUAACACAAGGUAACUGUCAGAAGGAUAUUUUGAAGAAUGCUGUUUUGACUGAGGAUGAUUAUUUUGUUGCUCCACCUGGAAACAUACCCUUACAUGAAGUACAAUCAGAAGAUAGUUCAAGCCACGAAGUAAAGAAGAAAAUAUCAGAAAAUGAAAACUAAACUACAAAAUAUUCUUAACAUGAAAAUCUUUUUUAGGAUAGUAGAUCAAAAUAGUGAUAUGAUAAAAUAUACUUUAGAAAAACCAGGGUUAUUACUAAUAUACAAUAUUUACAAAAACUGGUUGAGAUUUUUAAAUUCUAAAACUUCUAAAAGUAUGACAGUGUUUAACAAAGAAAAGUACUUUCAAGAGAAAAAUAAUCUCAAAUUGCCUGCUGGAUUUCUUGACUACAAGCUCCCAGACUAUAAUAGAACCAUAUUGGCAUACCAUCUUACUAAAUGCACCCCUGUUAAUGAUACCAAACUUAAUUUUAAAAUAGUGUUCCCAAAACAGGAUUUCAUGCAAUAUUUUAUUCAAUGGCAGCGAUACAGAAAGUUCUGGUGGAGUUCUAUAACUACUACGCCCAGUCUUUUUAGUGUGAAUGAUAUCAAAUAUCUUGAUGAAUUGGCUAAAGUAGAUGUCAUUGCCCAAUAUCCAUGGGGCACACAAGCUGUGGAAACUUUACAAAUCAUACCCAGUGGGACAAUGGCAAAAAACUCUUCAUGUUUGACUUGUGCAAUGUCACUAGAGGGAACUUUGUUGUAUAUCUUACAAGAUGCAUUAACAAACCAAAAUAAAGAGGAGUAUUUAAGAUUACACAGGAGCUUGGCGCCAUAUAAAAUAUCUUUUGCUUUAAAUUAUGGAGAAACAAAUAACAAGAAACUAUUAUAUGAACUGGCAAAGUUAUUGCACCUCAGACUAAAAAUGAAAAAUAUAUCUACUUGGUUGUCAGACUGGUCUCUUACUUCAGAAUUACAGAUUAAACAAAACUUGCAAAUGGGUGUGACCUACACAGCUAUUCUGAAUGAGCAAACACUUGAAAAUGGCAUAUUUCAGUUAUUAAAUAGCAGUACCAUGUUGAAGGAAGAGGUGCACAUUUCCGACUUCGACGAAUAUGCAACGUUAAUAUUCAAAACUUAAAGAGUUAUAUGUUAUUAAACAGUUGUCUAAAUAAAAGAUUAGUCACUUGAAAUUUUAAUUUAUUCCAGAAUCUUAUUGCAAACAAUUACAUUACGUUCUUAUAAUUAAUUAAAUGUAAAAAAUAUGCUUUGUUUGAUCUUCCAUGAUAACCAAUAGUGGACUACUGAUAGAAUUUUGAUAAAAAUUGCCAACAAUGAAAUUCCAUUGUUAUCUGCGGUUAUGAUCAAUAUUAUAUAAUAGUAAUUUGCUAGACAAGUUUGAAUAUUUCAUUGCUAAGUAACACACAAAUACACUCGUGUUUGGUCGGCAAAUACGGCUGGGUCUGGUAAAAAUAA
Molecule: messenger RNA, 1586 nt
Organism: Amyelois transitella
Lineage: Eukaryota; Metazoa; Arthropoda; Insecta; Lepidoptera; Pyralidae
Gene: DNApol-gamma35
Product: DNA polymerase subunit gamma-2, mitochondrial
Exons: 7
Coding region: 283-1251 (322 amino acids)
Source: RefSeq, a predicted model, not a curated record